AUGUCUGCCAAUUUUUUUUUCACGGUUAAACACCUUUCGAUCAUUAAAAACGUGAUGAUGAUGAGCGUAAUUCCCAUACAAACAUUAACUGCCGUGAGUAAGCUUAUACAGGGAACGAGACCCCUCGGAGAAAUCCUUUAUCAACAGAGUCAAAGACCCUUGGCUAGCAUGUCUUAUCAACAAUAUCAAAGACCACAAAGGAGACCUCAAAGUAGACCGCAAAAUAGGCCGCAAAGAAAUCCAAAACCGCAAAGAAUAUCCAGGCCACAAAAUCAAAGAAUACAAACGUCUUAUCAUACGUCAACGAUAAGGGGAACAAGAUCGAGAGCUUCGAAAAUUGCUGGACUUUAUCCAGCUUCGGACGGUUCAACAUUUAAAAUUUAA
Pediculus humanus corporis (human body louse) is the source of this 384-nucleotide messenger RNA. RefSeq lists its product as uncharacterized. The record is from RefSeq and is a predicted model, not a curated record. Bases 1 to 384 code for a protein of 127 amino acids. Lineage: Eukaryota; Metazoa; Arthropoda; Insecta; Psocodea; Pediculidae. The transcript is spliced from 2 exons.